AGCGAUUUAAACACACUCGCUCUCGCGUAGGCAAAGGAGCAGCCGGAAGGAGGAAUACUCUUCCAGUGAUGCGGGCCACUGCCACUGCAUCGACGCCGUGUGAGGCAAAGUUAUGCGUUCCCAGUAGCGGGCGGAGAGCCUAUUGCUGCAACAGCAGGGCGAGAACUACUGCAGUGUCCUAGGAAGCGCUGCAGGAGGUGAGGAGCUGGCUGGUCUGUAGAGGGCCAGUUCUUUUUGGGACGGAGACAGCAGCGGUUUCCGCUGAGAGAAAGAAGGGAUUGCAAGACAAACAGCACUUUUUCCGAUUGCAGAGUACGCUCUGAGACUCAUAUUCAAAGAAAGGCAGCUUUUUUACUCCGCUAUUAUUAUUUUGAUGGCAUUCAAAGUCAGAGGGGAAAUAUUACUGUUGAUUCACAACUACAGUGCUCCAAAGAUGCUGACCAUUCCUGUCACCCUCAGCUGAUACAGCUUCAUGGAAAGUAAUAGGACUUGUACUCUAAUUCAUCUGAAAGGUCUCUGCUCCAUUAUGAUAAAGAAGACUGAGAAUGCAUCCCUCUUCCUUAGUGUUUACCACCUACCUACUUGCUAGGACCUGGGUCCAGAAUGAACAUAGCAGCAGUAUUUAACGCCUUGCUAGUGUGUGUCCUUGCUGCUGUGCUGUGGAAGUAUAUCAAGCUGCAUGAUCAUGUCUUUGUGCUGGAAGAGGAGUUAGUCCUCAUGCGUCAGUCCCAGGAAAUCUCUCAGGUCAGCAUUGACUAUCAUGUCGCACUUCAAGCUCUGGUAGAAGAUGGCACCAAAAUGGUGUGUACUGGCAGGAUGCACACUGACCGUAUAUGCCGUUUUGAGUCUCUCUGUUAUUCUACCGAAGCUGAGGAAUUUGUCUUCUUCCAUAGCAGUUCUUCUGUUAUGCUUCCAAACUUGGGCUCCAGAAGAUUUCAGCCUGCCCUACUUGAUCUCUCCUCAGUGGAGGACCAUAAUACCCAGUAUUUCAAUUUUGUAGAACUACCAGCUGCAGCUCUGAAAUUUAUGCCAAAGCCUGUUUUUGUUCCUGAUGUAGCACUGAUUAUGAAUAGGUUUAAUCCAGAUAAUUUGAUGCAUGUUUUCCAUGAUGAUCUCCUUCCAAUUUUCUAUACAAUGCAGCAGUUUCCAGAUUUGGAUUUGGAGACCAGAUUGUUCUUCAUGGAAGGCUGGGGUGAAGGACUACACUUUGAGCUAUACAAAUUGCUUAGCAGCAAGCAACCACUCCUAAGAGAGCAGCUUAAAACACUUGGGCGGCUCCUGUGUUUCACCAAAUCAUACGUGGGUCUGUCUAAAAUCACAACCUGGUAUCAAUAUGGUUUUGUUCAGCCCCAGGGGCCGAAAGCCAACAUCUUGGUCUCUGGCAAUGAGAUCCGACAGUUCAAAACAUUCAUGAUGAAGAGGCUAAAUGUGAGCUUGGAAGGAAUACCUGGUGAGGAAUAUAUAAUAGUAUUCAGCCGAACCAUCAAUAGACUAAUCCUAAAUGAGGCAGAGCUAAUUUUGGCACUUGCCCAAGAAUUUCAGAUGAAAACCAUUACUGUUUCCAUAGAAGACCAUACAUUUUCAGAAAUAGUACGCUUGAUUAGCAAUGCAUCCAUGCUUGUCAGCAUGCAUGGAGCUCAACUUGUGAUGUCUCUCUUUCUGCCAAGAGGAGCCACUGUUGUGGAACUCUUCCCUUUUGCUAUAAAUCCUGAACAUUACACCCCUUACAAGACAUUAUCUACCCUUCCUGGCAUGGAUCUUCAGUAUAUUUCAUGGCAAAACACUGAAAAGGGGAAUACUGUGACUUAUCCAGACAGACCCUGGGAUCAAGGAGGAAUUGCCCACUUAGACAAAGCAGAACAAGAUCGCAUUAUUAAGAGCAAUGAGGUUUCCCGGCACCUGUGUUGCAGCAACCCGGAAUGGCUUUUCCGUAUCUAUCAGGACACCAAAAUUAAUAUUGCUUCCCUUAUCCAGAUCAUCAGGCAAACGGUGAAAACCAAACCAGGGCCUAAGAAGCAAAAGUGGACUAGUGGCCUCUAUCCAGGCAAAGUUAGAGAUGCUAAAUGCCAAGCCUCUAUCCAGGGUACCAGUGAAGCUAAGCUCUCUGUAUCUUGGCAGAUCCCUUGGAACCUGAAAUACUUGAAGGUCAGAGAAGUAAAAUACGAAGUUUGGAUUCAGGAGCAAGGAGAAAAUACAUACAUGCCUUACAUUUUGUCCCACCAAAACCAUACAUUUUCAGACAACAUUAAGCCGUUCACAAACUAUCUAGUGUGGAUCCGAUGCAUUUUCAACAAAAAUCUCCUUGGGCCCUUUGCAGAUAUGUUAGUUUGCAGCACAUAAUUGUUCUUUAGCUACUAGCUUCAAAGACGGCAAACCCAAUCUUGGUCUCCUGUUGUUUAAGAAGGUGGAUAAGAACUUGCAGACCAUGGUAGUGCCUACGUGCUACUUUAUUGCAUUCUGAAUGCCUUCUCUGUUCUGUGUAACAUUACAUCCAGUUAGUAGAUAAACUCUCUUAGUUAUUUAAAGAGGCAACAGGCAUGAGGCUACAAAAUUGGAGUGGAAUAAUUGUUUUGUCUUAUUGUUCUAGGAACUUUUCUGUCUCUCUUUUGUGUGGUAAAUCUUUUAAAUCUAGCUUUAUACUGGAAUUUAGUUAUGUUACUGAAUGUACAGUUUUAAAUUUAUUUUUGUUUGUUUCCUCAAAGGUCUGUAUUCCAGAGUAGAAAUUUGGUGCCAGAAUAUUUAUUAAAUUGUUGAAAACCUA
Molecule: messenger RNA, 2761 nt
Organism: Thamnophis sirtalis
Lineage: Eukaryota; Metazoa; Chordata; Lepidosauria; Squamata; Natricidae
Gene: POMGNT2
Product: protein O-linked mannose N-acetylglucosaminyltransferase 2 (beta 1,4-)
Biological process (GO): protein O-linked glycosylation via mannose
Cellular component (GO): endoplasmic reticulum
Molecular function (GO): protein binding; protein O-acetylglucosaminyltransferase activity
Source: RefSeq, a predicted model, not a curated record